CGAAAGAGCUCUUGAGUCAGGUGCACACACCUCCUCCAGCAGGAAUUACGUACUCAGCCCCGUCUCCCUCAGACUGAGUUGUUUUAGGCGCUCGGAAGGGCUAGGCGCAUAAUCUCGUUCAGCUCCUCGAUAUUAACAAGGAAGACACGCGAAGGACUGCCAGACAUGAGCUGUCGUGUCCAGUGACCCGCUGGCGAUGGGAUCUGACCAGCAUACUGAUCCGCUCCACCAGCAGCGUCAGCAGCACCGGAGAGCGCGACAGACGCAGGCACGCCUCGCGCGCCACUUUGGUCUUCGUUAGAGUUUUUCUUAUUUUCCUUUUUUUUCCCGUUUGUACUAUUUUGAUGUUGGUCUCGUCGUCGCGCAUGCGUUACAGUGUAGUUGAAUUUUCUGGAGAGCUUCUUCAGACUAAGUUUGGGCUGCUGCUUCUCGGUCGAUGAUGAGAGGGAUGCUGAUAGCUCGAGAUCACUGGCGCGCGGGGAUCUUGUGUCUCCUUUUGCUCGUGGCUUUGACGGUGGGUCGUAGUCCGCCGGCGCACAGUGUAAACGAACCAAGCAACAUGUCAUAUGUCAAAGUCACUGUGGAUAAACUACUCAAAGGCUACGACAUCCGCCUCAGGCCUGACUUUGGAGGUCCUCCAGUUGAUGUUGUUAUGAGUAUUGACAUCGCCAGUAUCGACAUGGUGUCGGAAGUGAACAUGGACUAUACCAUCACCAUGUAUUUCCAGCAGUCCUGGCGUGAUAAGCGCCUGUCCUACACAGGGAUUCCUCUCAAUCUAACUUUGGAUAACCGAGUUGCUGAUCAACUAUGGGUGCCUGAUACUUACUUUAUAAAUGACAAGAAAUCUUUUGUCCAUGGGGUCACAGUGAAGAACCGCAUGAUUCGCCUUCAUCCUGAUGGGACUGUGCUCUACGGCCUCAGGAUAACUACCACAGCUGCUUGUAUGAUGGAUUUGCGCAGAUACCCGCUGGAUGAGCAGAACUGCACGCUGGAGAUUGAAAGUUAUGGCUACACCACAGAUGACAUUGAGUUCUACUGGCAGGGAGGAAGUUCAGUGACGGGGGUGGACAACAUUGAGCUGCCACAAUUCUCUAUUAUUGAUUAUAAAACACUGUCUAAGAAAGCGGUGUUUGCCACAGGGUCAUAUCCUCGUCUGUCUCUCAGUUUUAAACUGAAGAGAAACAUAGGAUAUUUCAUCCUGCAGACCUACAUGCCCUCAACAUUGAUCACCAUCCUGUCCUGGGUCUCUUUCUGGAUCAACUAUGAUGCUUCCGCUGCAAGAGUUGCACUAGGAAUCACCACUGUUCUGACUAUGACCACAAUCAACACUCAUCUAAGGGAGACUUUACCCAAGAUCCCUUAUGUGAAGGCCAUAGACAUCUAUCUGAUGGGCUGCUUUGUCUUUGUGUUCCUGGCCUUGCUCGAGUAUGCCUUUGUCAACUACAUAUUCUUUGGCCGUGGUCCAAACUUGCAGAAGAAAGUGUCAGAAAAAGCUGCAAAAAGCAACAAUGAGAAGAGUCGCUUGGAGAGUAACAAAGUUCAGGUUGAUGUCCAUGGAAACAUUCCUCUAACAAACCUUGACCUGCGCCUUAGCGGGGCAGAUAUGUUAGGUGCUCUUGGGGACCCGAGGAACACCAUGUUCUCAUAUGAUAGUGCCAGCAUCCAAUACCGUAAGCCCCUUACAGGUCGGGACCUCUACGGCCGGCCCACUGCCUCUGUCGAGAGGCCAAUGGCACAAAAAAAGAGUCAUCUAAGGAGGCGAGCCGCUCAGCUAAAGGUGAAGAUUCCCAACCUGACAGACGUAAACGCCAUCGACAAGUGGUCACGUGUCAUCUUUCCCAUCACCUACACCUUCUUUAACUUAGUAUACUGGUUGUAUUAUGUCCACUAGGGAGCAGCACUGACACGACCCAGCCAUUCACACAUCAGACUCUCUUACCCUCCUUGUGGUUUUGACUGUCUUUUCUGUAAAUUAUGAAGAAUAUAUAAUAUAAAUCUAAAUUAUAAUUUUUAAAUAAGACAAAAUAACUUAAAAUGACUGCCCAACUUUUAAAGCUGUUAAUUGUAGAUUACGUCACAAAUAUUAGUUACAAUUUUUGCGCUUUGCUUCUGUAGGACCAUUUUCACUUACUGCAGAAAGUACAGCUUCAGAAUGGGGAGAAAAAGGCUUUUCUUUAGAGAUGACUGACCUGCAGCUGUAGACAGGCUUAAAUCUUAAAAACAGCAUUCAGAAGUUUGAUGUGUUCAUCAUCCAUCUUGCAUAUAUUGGAGGCCUGAAGGUCUUAAAGGGGUGUUCUUGGUUUAUUACAAGCUUUAUUGACAACAUUUGUGGUAUGAAUUUAAUUACAACAGAAAAUACUUUUAACUAAUUGCUCAGGUUUUAAUAAAUCAUUAAAAUUGGGAAUGAAUUAAAAAUGACUUUUGUCUGGUACUUUUAUACCCUGUAGAUUUUAUUAAAGAUUUAUCACUUUGUUUUACAAAAUUAUUAAAAAUAGUUAUUUAGUAAAGUGAAAUUGUUUCUGUUUGAGGUCAAGAGGUCAGUAUGACAAAAGAUUAGAAAGAUUAGUAAAAGUGUCAGCCUAAUUCUGUUUGGUAUUUGUGGUAUUAUUAUUUAAAUGGGGUUACAGUAAGACACCUACAAUGGAAGUACAUGUGCCAGACAACUGAAAUAAUAAUACCACAUAACGUAAGUUAUGCACAUUGGAAUGACAUGACAUAAAUGCGGAUAAUAUGCUCACGGAUACCUGAAACUGAUGUAACAGUUGUACUCUGCUUACAUAGAGCAAGCUCCACCUGCAAGACUAAAUGUACAGUAUCAUAUACUUUUAUACGAACUGAAGAGAAGUUAAUUUACCUCUAAUAGUAAUCCCUUAAAAGUAAUUUUAUAGUGAGUUGUUGAAGCUUAACUUGAACGAAAACCCGGAACAUUCCUUUAAAAUCAAGACCUUCUGCCUCAGUUUAGACACAUCACAUACUGUACAUUAAACCUGUUCAUCUUAGUAAGACUUUAGCAACUCUGCUACCAAUAAAUGAGCAAAAGAGCUCAUGGUUUGGGUUACAGCAUUUAUAGGGCUUGGUUAAGAUUAUCUGUCUAUAUGCAACUCACUUGUUCUCUGUUAUCAAAUGUAGUCAGUCUGCGAGGAACUGAUGUCCUUACAUCAGCAUGACGACACAUGAUGACAAGCAGGAUACGAGUUUCAAGUCCUCACAGUAUGUAAAUGUGUACAUUAAAACAUAUCAGGUAUUGAAAGAUAAUUGAUGUCAUUAUGUUUUUCUCUACUUUUUCUUAUAAAGCAACAAAUCCAUGCAGGAUUUCAUUCAUUGCAGCAGUUGAAUUUUAUACUUUAAAUCCCAAAAUAUAAAAUCCAGAUUCAUUAGCAAGAGGUUAAAAGACAAAAAUGGUUUUAGGAAAGUGAUGUAUUAUUUCCUACUGUUCAGUAUUUGAAUCAGCAUUCCUAACAUUAUUGCAAUCAAAAUGUAGCUAUGAUUUUAGAUAUGGACAUUAUUUUAGGGAUGUAGUUAUAACUAUUUAUCUAGGAAGUGACUUCACAGUAUUUAACUUUCACAUUUGCAUUUAGCUUUAGACUGCUAUUCACUGUGAGUUAUAUAUUAUCCAAGCUCACCAAAAUGGCUAAAAGGUCUUAAAAACAAAUUAGAUUCUUCUUCUUUAUGGCCGAACUUGUGCCUUUUAAGAAAAAACAAACAACAAAAAACGUAUUUUACAGGGUUUAACAUACAACAGCAGAGUAGAAAUAUUCUGAAUGGAUUUCCACUUUUCUAUAGAACAAAUAUUCCUUAAGGGUGCCACACAUAAUUAAAAAAAAGGUACUUUCAAGGGCUUUUCCAGUGCCCUGCAUUAAUAUUCCGUAUAAUAUUAGAAAUACAUAAAAUGCAUUUGGCAUGUAAAUAAAUUGCUUGCAUUGCUACACUCUUUUUGUUUCAGUGACAAUCUGACUGGGACAUGAGCUGCUCAGUUUAUUGUCCAGGAGUGAAUUUACUUUACAAAAUUCUCCAUUAAUGCUUAUCAAAGUCUGGCAAUGUGUAAACAAAGCAUAUUCACACGCUCCAGCCAUAAUCAGCAUGAAUACACAAACAUGUUCACAUAAAAGUGAAGUUAUAUUUAACUUUCAAUAGGCCAGCCGUAAUUUAUACAUGGUGUUAUGGCUUGAGAUACCUACAACAACAACAACAAAAAAAAGGCUAAAGUAUUUUUAAAAACAGUAUCCUAUUAACUGUGUAUGAUUUCUGUAAUUGCACUCAUGCUAUCUGCAAGUGCACUUCUGUGCAGAUGUGGAGUGUGUUGAAGGAGAAUUUACUGUUACUGAAUGAGACAGGAUGUUUGUAUCUAUGUAUUUAAGCCUAGAACCGCAACAACAGUUGUUCUUAAUGAUACUUUAUUUUAAAUCAUAGACAUUUUGAAUGAAUUCAAAUAAAAUAUCUCACCAAGCAUA
Messenger RNA from Carassius gibelio (silver crucian carp), 4451 nucleotides. RefSeq names its product gamma-aminobutyric acid type A receptor subunit beta1 (gene gabrb1). The record is from RefSeq and is a predicted model, not a curated record. The transcript is spliced from 9 exons. Gene Ontology annotation, cellular component: GABA-A receptor complex; synapse; neuron projection. Bases 437 to 1891 code for a protein of 484 amino acids. Gene Ontology annotation, molecular function: neurotransmitter receptor activity; extracellular ligand-gated monoatomic ion channel activity; GABA-A receptor activity. NCBI's taxonomy places the organism in Eukaryota, Metazoa, Chordata, Actinopteri, Cypriniformes, Cyprinidae. Gene Ontology annotation, biological process: nervous system process; chemical synaptic transmission; signal transduction.